This is a messenger RNA of Spodoptera frugiperda (fall armyworm), 4198 nucleotides long. RefSeq lists its product as uncharacterized. NCBI's taxonomy places the organism in Eukaryota, Metazoa, Arthropoda, Insecta, Lepidoptera, Noctuidae. The transcript is spliced from 5 exons. The record is from RefSeq and is a predicted model, not a curated record. The coding region runs from base 242 to 2560 and encodes 772 amino acids.
AUCGCGCGGGCGGCGAGCUCUACUGGCCGGGCGGCCGGCAUCACUUCCGAACGAACGAACUAUCCCACUCGUGUGCCGUGUUUACGAAACCUGCACUAUCCUACACAACCCUAUUCUAAAAAAAAAAACUACAACAAACCCUUUGGUUUUAUAAUAGUGCUGUGCUGACCGAUUUUGGAUUUUUUUAAUUCGGGAACGAGACCGUUGUAUGGGCUGCUGACUGCAACACAAAUCGAAUAAAAUGGCUGAAAACGGGUACGGUCCAGGCGGACACAUCGGCAGAAUUCCCAACUUCGGAAAAACGCAUGUCAACCCAAUGGGUGCCGUGGAGCCGCCAGCAUGCAUCCAGAAUGCGAUGAUGACAAAAGACAAGAAACCCUUCACAUACACACCAGGCGGCCUUGAUCUGUCACAGAUUCGCACUCCAAGCAUGGCGAGAAGACUGGCAAGACAGCGGUCUUUGGAAGACCAACAAGAACAGCAGUAUGCUCAGCAGCAGCACCAUCAACAGCAGCCCACAAAUGGUGGCUACCACCCACAGGGAGGACCAGCUCCUCCACCACCCCCACCUCCUAAAAUGCCCGUCCCACCCCCACCACCUCCAAUUGUUAUCCAAGCUCCGAACUCAAAAUCUCCAAAACCCAUUGCACCCGGUGAACGCCCCGAAAUUGUAAUCCCCGAAAAUCCGAUAGGAAUGUUACGAAAAACGAACAGCCCAUAUCACUGGGAGGCUGAAAAGGCUGAACUACAGAAGUUGGGUAACACUCCCAAGUAUGUAGACAAGGUCCCAAGCCCGCUGACGGUGAAAAUGCCUCCUUCCACAUUUAGUCAGCAGCAGCCACAGGCCUACACGCCGCCUUCACAAAAUAACUUCCAACGUGGACCUUAUGGUAACCAGCGUAACCCUGAGAGUCCCAUCUACAAACCUGAAGCACAAUAUGCUCACCAGCAUUCUUCCUCUCCUCAAGGUUCUCCACCAACGAGAGAAGUAUUACAAAGACAGGACUCUCAGUUCAAUAAGAGUCCUCAACCAUACGCUGGUGUACCUUCCUCAAACAGUUCUCCCUAUUCACCUAGCCCCAACAACAACUGGCGGCAACCAGAGAAACGGGAUUCUCCAGCAAACACAAGUAGUCCACAGUCCAUACAAUCGAACCGUAGUCCAUUCACACCAAACACACAACAAUACUCGCCCAACAAUCAGCAGUACUCUCCUAACUUCCAAAACCAAACUCCACCUUCCAACUCCGGUCCUGCGUUCCAUACCUUACCCAGAGUUGGACAGAGAAACGUUGACGCACCGAGUAACAACAACAAUGUGAUGUACAACAACACGAAACAGAGUCCACAGAACGAGUCUAACGCGGCUCCUUGGAGGACAGCUACUCUAAACAGACAUCCAAGAGAACAAGAGAAUCAACCACCAGCCUAUAAUAAUGCAAAUUCGAAUCAAGAACAGUACAUUCCUCCAUGGAAAGUUAACCAGAACAAUAACACGAAUGCUAAUAAUGAGAACUCUUACGUUCCGCCAUGGAAACAGGAAAGUAAGCCACAGCAGCAGUACACUCCUCCAUGGGUCAAUAAUAACAAUUCUCAGGAUUCUAACAACAAUCGGGUUCAGGAAAAUAACUCUGCACCUUGGAGAAGUCACGAGGCACCUUCACCACCUAAGCAACAGGAGCAACCUCGUUACCAAUCAACAAUGUCUAUCCCUGUUACUCCUAGGAAACAAAAUCAACAGCCCGAAUACAACAAUGCUCCACAAAAGGAGGUAGUUUACGUAAAUGAGGAGCCUGUGUACUUCUGUCCUGAAAGUCCGAAGUCUAUUCCUCCUUGGGUAAAGACACAGAAGGAGAAGACAAAGACACCUCCUCCAACUUGGGUGCAAAGACCACUGGAAGGCAGAAAGAGUCUCUCUAGGGAACUAAACACACCUCCCCGGGAAACCAACCAGGAGCCAGAAUGGGUUAGAAAGAGCAAUGAAAUGCAGAGGGGUGCACGUGAGGUGGUCAGCCCUCCCAAAUACCAGCAACCAGUACAACCGACGUGGUCAACACGACCUUCAGACAACCGUAAGAGUGUGCCAAGGGAUAAUGGACCUGGUUCCCCAGGAGCACGGGUUAUUCCUAUCCAGAUGGAGGUGUCUACGACGGAGACUAGGGAUUCGAGGCACGGUGGUCAUCCACAGCCAGGUCUGAGGAUUACGAUUGGUAUGAAUCAGAACCCAGACCAGGCUCGUGCACCAUUCUCACCGCCUACUCAGCGCAUCAUGAGGGUUUUGUCUCCUCAACUGGUGAGGUUAGAAGACUCAAACCAACAGCCUGACCUGCCGACCUUGAACCGAACUUUCCAAGACAGUCAGCCGAAGACUAGGAUAAUACCGAUUCAGAUUGAAGGUGGAAACGGAGGGGCGAACAAGAGUGUCUACUACCAUAAGUUCACACAAGAAGGGCCCCCGAGACAAUCAAAGGCAUUCAGGGUUUUGCAGAUCAUCACCGGUACCGAGGACUUGGAUGACAUCAAAGAAAUCGAAAAGCAUCAUGGAUUUACCGAUUUAUAAUAAAAUAUGUAAAUAUAUAUUAUAUAUAAUAGUUAUAUAAUUAUAUACACGUUUUAAAGUUAGUAUAAUAGGGAAAGUAAUAAGGCAAUCACACGAGUAUUCAUUUGAUUUAACUUGACACGUAAAUUAUACAAUUUAAUGUAAAAAUUAUUGAAUAAUAAUAAUUGAUAGGUCGAUUAUAAUUUUUGUUUUAAUUUAAUUUAUUUGGGAACUAAGUUCCAAUACGUUAUACAAUAUAAGUUUCGUAGUAAAACAUUGUUUAUUUUUUAGCUUGAAUUGAUAUUAAUAUUUUAUUAUUUAAUUACAAGUUUUAAGACGUUAAAAUAACAACAUAAAUUAUAUUUUCUUAAAUAUUAUUUAUAUUUGUUAAUAAUACUGUUACAAAAUAUUUACGUAUUAUUAAUUGGGUUUACUGUAUUAUAUUUUAAUGUUUAAUUUAUACAUUAUACGAUUAAUUUACGCUCUGUAUAUAAAUCGAAUAAUAAUAGCGAUCCGAAAUAAUCGAAAUAUAAUUAUUUCGGAAUUAUACUAAUGCUCAUGAACACAGCUAGCUUACCAAAGAAUUAUUAGAUGUAAUUAAUAAAUUAUUUAUAAGUAUAAUUGAAUAAUAUUAUUACAAUUAUUUAAAUAGAAGUAGAUCGUAGAUAGGUUAGAUAAUAUUAUUUAAAAGUUACCAAAUCUACUCAGCACUUAGAUUAUACAUAAAAUAUAUAUUUAUUUCCUGUCACUAACCCUAUUAUAUAUUUAUAUAUUAGAUAUUAUAUUUAUAUAUUUCCCAUUGACUUAAUUCGUUGUCCCAGAUUAACAAUUAACAUUGUGUAUAUAUAUGUUGAUAUUACUUUAUAUAUAUUUAGUUUUGGCCCGGAUUAAUGGAUUUAUUGACAUACUAACAUACUGAAUGUGAACGAUUCGUAAUUUCAUAGCGAUGGUGGCAUUUCCGUGAUUCCCGAUAAAAAAAAUAUGUUUUGUGUAUUGUGAUUAACUAAAACUUUACUGUUUAGCGUUAUAGUGAUGUUACUGGUCAUAUAUUAGUAUAUAUUUAUAUUUAUGUAAUAUAUUUAUCUGUAUAUAUUUUAUAUGAAUUGCUGUUCGUUAGUCUCGCUAAAAGUCGCGAACUUCGAUGAUGGAUCGAUUUGGCAAAUCCAGGGAAGGUUUAAAAGAUGAGAAAAAAAUGUUUAAGGCGGUACCAAGUUUUACGAGUCAGUUUAUAAUAUUUAUUAUUAUCAAACUAUAAUUUAUGUUUAAGAAUAUUUAUAAUUUUAUCUUAAUAUUAUAAGGUAUUAAUGUUUAAUACUUUUUUAUAUUUAUUAAGUAUACACUUUUUAUAUAUUAUUAUAUUUAUAAUAUUAUAUUUAUUUAUUUUAUAUAUUAUAUAUAUCUAUUAUUAUAUUUUAUAUAUAUAAAAGGACCAGUUAUCAUCACUGUAAUGAGAAAACUAAUUGAAAAACAGACGAGGGGUGUGGCAAUCUAGUCAGUGUGAUCUUUCUUAAGUAUAUAACGUAUAUAAAUAUACGGCUAGGUAUUACAAAAAUAUUUUAUAUUAAAAUUAUUAUAGAUUUUAUAUUUUGCUUAAUCCUAUUACUUAUAUUAUAUAGUAUAUAAGUAUAAUUUAAUUUUAUAAUAAAAGUUUGAAAAUUG